AUGGCCGUCACAGCAGUCGCUCCAGAAUAUAUAUUGGGUGAUGCCGUAAUUGAAUUCAUUCUAGCUUCCCGAUCCGUGAAGCAGAUGCAAGAACUCGGCUUCAAGGAUUGGACGCUUGUUCAUGGAUUUUAUGGGAACAUGGGCGGAUUUGCUAUCGACAUUGCUGAAGGGGGCCGACGGGCGUUGACCAACGCAGAAUUGAAAUGGCUCGUCGAGACUGGACAUGUACAUCCUUUUACAAUCUGUCGUCAAGAAAUCGAGGAUCGGAGCAAAGCAGACCCCCUCCUGAAAUUUUUCACAUGCCUGCAAGUAAGCUGGUUCCUGCUGCAAUGCAUCGUCCGCGUUGCAAAACGUAUGGACAUCACACCGCUCGAAGUCACGACUGCCGGCUUUGUUAUGUGCUCGAUCAUUGUCUUUUUCUUCUGGAUGAACAAGCCGCUUGAUGUCAAGACCUGUCAUGUUAUCAGUGGACAGAAGAUUUCCAAAGCCGACAUAAUAAUGCUCGAAACUCAUGUCCGCCCAAUCAGAGAGACAACAGAGCACGUCGACAAUUCUUAUCUAGCGGGUCGUGAAGAUUCGGCGUUCAAUGGACUCAUGGGUUGGAGUUACGAUCUUUGGACCACUUGCAUAUUGGGGUGCGUGCUUGGUGCAAUCCACACCGCUGGUUGGAAUCUUCGGUUUACGACUACGGCUGAGCAGAUCUUGUGGCGGACCACCAGCUUGGUCACGACUGUGACUCCUGCGAUAAUGCCUUGCGUGUCCGUCGCAACCAAAACUCUCGAGCAAUUGCACUUCCGGUGGGCCAGUACAAGCACAAAAUUUGAGAAGAUCUGGACGUGGAAUUUGAUUGCGUUGUACGUUGUGGCGCGUGGAUACCUACUUAUUGCCUGUCUUGUGGCUUUAAGAUCCUCACCUGCCAGCGUCUAUGAGUGCAUUGAUUGGACCAAUGUGAUACCGCAUGUAUGA
Messenger RNA from Bacidia gigantensis, 966 nucleotides. RefSeq lists its product as uncharacterized. The record is from RefSeq and is a predicted model, not a curated record. The coding region runs from base 1 to 966 and encodes 321 amino acids. Lineage: Eukaryota; Fungi; Ascomycota; Lecanoromycetes; Lecanorales; Ramalinaceae. The transcript has a single exon.